Messenger RNA from Lentinula edodes (shiitake mushroom), 1081 nucleotides. RefSeq lists its product as uncharacterized. Bases 142 to 834 code for a protein of 230 amino acids. NCBI's taxonomy places the organism in Eukaryota, Fungi, Basidiomycota, Agaricomycetes, Agaricales, Omphalotaceae. The record is from RefSeq and is a predicted model, not a curated record. The transcript has 4 exons.
GAAAAUUGGCGCAUUUAGCCGCACUUUUCCAUCAUUGAUGCAUUGUGAUUAGUCCCUUCUACAAGUACCGCUUACUGCCAACUCUCUUUCGUUGCCACCUUCAACGAACACUUGCACGAAAAUUUCACGACCGUAUUCAUUAUGCGUCUCUCAUUGACCUUCAUUAUCUUCGGACUAGCCACUGUCGUAUGUGCGGCACCUCGACCUAUGAACGCCGAAACUCGUGAAAUAGGACAUACGGAGGCAUUGAAGCUUCACGAAACAGAAGCCCUCGCUGCUCGUGCUGCCGCCGGUCCCAAUCCUUCAUCGUCCGACCAGGUUACCGCUGAGAAGAAGAAAAAGAAGAAGGGAAAGAAGAAGGACAAGGGAAAGAAGAAACAUAAUUCACAGAAAGAUUUAGCCGCGGACAAAGACAAAGGCGAUGGAUUGGCAGCUGUUGUGUCCUGUACAGGAGGAGGAAGAGCAUUGAGCGAUUACGAACGGGGCAUUGCUCAAUACCAAUUGGAUCUAUUCCUUAGUCCAAAUCCCAGGCCGCCAGAGCUCCCCGCCAUCCACAUUCCAAUGGACUUGCCAGAACGUUACGCAGUGCAAAAUGUCGGUGCCGGAGGCCAAACCCAUCAGAUCAUAAACUUCCAAUUCGCGCACCCGAAAUGUGGAAAAAGAGAAUUAUCUCUUUGCAGAGGAUCCCUGAACCUUUCGACCAAUGGUGGCAAAGUCUUUAACGAAGCAGGUAAAUUGAUAUAUUCACGAGCGGCGUCGGAAGCGAUGUUACGGAAAGCAAAGAUGGCGAACAAGAGCAUUCCCUGGCCCAAAGCCGGACUCUAUCAAGGAUAAUCCCAUUCGAAAUACGAGUAAAUCGGGAGUGUUACUUCAGCGAUGACUGUGUUGUACCUGCACAAAUAGUUCGUCAGUAGUUGGAUCAACAUUGCUUUUCUCUAUGUAAAUCUGGUCUUCUGUCGGAAAUUCAUGCGUUCACAAUGUUCAAGCUACAAAUCAUUGCUGUGCUUUGCUACAUGAACUCAGACUUAAACUUGAGCGCGCUCGGAGUGUCCUUCCGUCGGUGUUAAUGAUCACCUGAAUC